Messenger RNA from Anopheles cruzii, 3429 nucleotides. It is a transcript of the gene stol, whose product is annotated as voltage-dependent calcium channel subunit alpha-2/delta-4. The record is from RefSeq and is a predicted model, not a curated record. Bases 1 to 3429 code for a protein of 1142 amino acids. Lineage: Eukaryota; Metazoa; Arthropoda; Insecta; Diptera; Culicidae. Gene Ontology annotation, molecular function: voltage-gated calcium channel activity. Gene Ontology annotation, cellular component: voltage-gated calcium channel complex. The transcript is spliced from 15 exons.
AUGGACAUGAGCUGGUACAAGCGGGCCGUGGACCUGUACGCCACCGAACCGGAAGGAUUCGUGUUCAGUGUCCCGUUCAACUCCGGAUAUUCGGGCAAAAACAGCUCCACGCUGGUGACCGCAAGCCACGCCAUUUUCAUCGAUCACCGAGGCCACCGUGCGCCGGCGGCCGUUGUGGGGCUGCAGUUUCUGCACGAAUCGCUCUUCAAGCACUUUAUCAACAUCACAUCGAAGUGCACGGCAUCGACGACCUGCAAGAAGAACUGCGCGUCGGACGAACUGGACUGCUACCUGCUGGACGACAAUGGGUUCGUGAUACUGUCGGAGCGGAGCGAGCACACGGGCAAGUUCUUCGGCCAGAUCGACGGCACCAUCAUGGACUCGCUGGUCCAGGACCGGAUCUACCGGCGCCUUGGGCUGAUGGACUACCAGGGAAUCUGCUCGGACCGGGACAACCCGUACACGGGCGCCAGCGAGCCGCUGAAGCCAGCCCGACCGAUGUCGUGGCUUCUGCAGUACUUUGUCUCCUUCGCGACCUACUGGCUGUCAGUGUUGCCAACUCCGAUCGGUGCUUGGCAAAACCCGAACAACUACUACGGUGAAGAUACGGACGGCGAGGAGGACGAUACGUACGAUUACGAGCAGACGGACUACGAGUUGCCACCCGAGCAUGGUGACGUCACGACGCCUGACUACGAGCAGCGCUCGACGCCGACCCCACAGCGAUCGCAUGCCCAGGCCGGGCCACGGGUCGCUCCUGACCCGGCCCACGCCAGGCCGUGUGACCUCAAGACGGACCUUUACGUACUGCAGCCGGACCGGUUGAACUCGAGCGGCCAGAACAACCCCCUGAAGGGCAAGCUGACCAACUGUCACUCGUCGGGCUGCGAGCGUCCGUUCAGCGUGCAGAAGAUCCCGAACAGCAACCUGAUCCUGCUGGUGGUGGACGUGCUCUGCCCGUGCGGCUCCAAGCAGCUGGACAUCGAGCCGCAGGAGGUGGUCGGGGGCGCCGGUGCCUGUGGCGUGCGCCGGAUGGCGAAGGAAAAGAUGCUCCGGAAGCGCCCCGGCAAGUGCAUCAGCUACCACCCGGAGGAGACCGAAAUCAAGCAGUGCGGCACUGCGACCUCCCUGUUCCGGGCGUCGCUCUACUCGACGAUAGCCACCUUCUGUGUCAUCUGGCGAAUAAUGGACUCGGCCGAGCAGGCGGCCCUGUCCGAGUCGGACCCGGAGUCGGCCGCAUCCAAGUCGCACACCGGCGGCGGGUUUUAUGACGCGCGCCGGAUCAACGAGUACCAGUCGGACGGGCGGUUGGCCGAGGGCUCCCGGCAGAUGCUGCUGCGCCACAUGCGCCGCUUCGAGGGCUACCCGGUCAACAUCAGCCUCAGCUCGGUGCUGCUACCGGUUGGCGUUGGGCUGGACGAGCCGGAAACGCAGGCCGCCAUCAAGUGGUCCUCGCACCUGGACCCGCUCUUCGCGAACAACAUCGAGCGCGACUCGGCCCUGUCGUGGCAGUACUUUGGCAGCAGCACCGGCUUCCUGCGGCGCUUCCCCGGCACCGCCUGGCCACCGGAGACCUCGUACGGGAGUAAGGAAAUUAACGACUUCCGCUCGGCGGACUGGUUCAUCCAGGCGGCCUCCUCGCCGAAGGACGUGGUAAUCCUGCUCGAUUCGUCCGGCUCGAUGAACGGCAAGGAGUACCAGCUGGCGGUGGCCACCGCCAGCGCCAUUCUCGAUACGCUCGGCGAUGACGAUUUCUUCAACCUGAUCUCCUUCGCCGACCAGGCCCGGGUGAUUGUGCCCUGCUUCCAGGACAAGAUGGUACGCGCCACACCGGACAACGUGAAGGAGGUGAAGACGGCCAUCAACGCGGUGGACUGUGAGAAUACGGCCAACUUCUCGGCCGCCCUCGAGAGCGCCUUCGAGCUGCUGCGGAAGUACAACCAGAGCUCGCAGGGCGCCCAGUGCAAUCAGGCCAUCAUGCUCAUCACGGACGGGCCGAGCGAUACGUUCCUGGACGUCAUCAAGCACUACAACCAUCCGCACAUGCCGGUGCGCAUCUUCACGUACCUGAUCGGCACGGACAAGAGCGGCGGCAAGAACCUGUACCGGAUGGCGUGCGAGAAUAAAGGAUUCUUCGUCCAGGUAAACGGCGCCGAGGAAGCCCGCAAGAAGGUGGUCGAGUACGCGCUGGUAAUGGCCCGCCCGAUGGUGCUCUACCAGGCGGACCAUCCGGUCCACUGGAGUCCGGUCUUUACGGGCGGCCGGAGUGGGGUGCUCGGUCGCGAGAGCGAAAACCGACGCAAGCUGGUGACGACCGUAUCGACGCCGGUGUUUGACCGCCGGAACCAUUCGGUCCGGGCGGCCAACCUGCUCGGUGUCGUCGGCACGGACGUGCCGAUCGAGGAGAUCCAGAAGAUGAUCCCGCAGCACAAGCUCGGCGUCAACGGGUACUCGUUCAUCGUGGACAACAACGGUCGGGUGUUGUACCACCCGGACCUGCGGCCGAUGAGCGAUGGCGACCAGUACAGUGCUACGCUGAAGCACCGCUACAACUCGGUCGACCUAACCGAGGUCGAGCUGCCGGAGGUGGAUAGUCCGGGUUUCGGCAACACCGAGCGACACGAUCAGCGCUUCGCCAACACGCUCCAGGAGCUGCGGAACGAGAUGGUGAUGCAGAAGGAAGGCGAGAACGAGCUCACGGUACUGGCGCACCUGGACAGCAUGAAGCGGGUGUCCUUGCGCUUCCAAAAGUACUUCUACGGUCCCAUUGACGGCACGCCGUUCUCGCUGGGAAUCGCCCUGCCCGAUUCGUACGGUGUUCACGAGCUGAAUGCCCAGCAGGAGAUCCGGCAUUCCCACAUCAAUGUGACCGAACACUUCAAGGGCAGUAACUGGAAGGUCCACCCUGACUGGGUGUACUGCGAGUACAACAGUCUGAAGGACGAAGAGAACGGGAGCGAAGGUGCGCCGGACUUGUCCACGUACCGGGACAAGGACGAGAGCUUCGAUACGCCCGAGGAACAGGUGCUCCACUUUUUGGCCCGCGUCGGCAGGCCCGGCUGGAAGUGGAUGUCGGUCCGGCCACGGUCGCCGCAACCGCACCACAGCCACGGGGGCAUCCCUGUCGGGCAUUACGCUCAGCAUCACUUCAACUCGCAAGGAUCGCGCAAAGCCGAGCCGUACUACUGCGACCGAACGCUCGUGCAGAGCCUGGUCCGGGACGCCAUCGUCACGGACGGACUGGACCGGGCACCGAGCCAUCCGGCCCGGAAGGAGGACCGAAGCCCCAUUGCCACGUUGAUGGCUUUACUGCACAGCCGGCUCGGGUUCAGUAUGUUCAGCGUGAAGACCACGUUUGUGGCCACUCGAUCGGGACUGUUGCGCUGGAUAGAUCACUUGCCGCACUCGGAGGACUCGUCGGAACCGUAA